Cryptosporidium ubiquitum is the source of this 522-nucleotide messenger RNA. RefSeq lists its product as uncharacterized. The record is from RefSeq and is a predicted model, not a curated record. Gene Ontology annotation, biological process: intracellular iron ion homeostasis; iron incorporation into metallo-sulfur cluster. The transcript has a single exon. Lineage: Eukaryota; Apicomplexa; Conoidasida; Eucoccidiorida; Cryptosporidiidae. Gene Ontology annotation, molecular function: iron chaperone activity; 2 iron, 2 sulfur cluster binding; ferric iron binding. Bases 1 to 522 code for a protein of 173 amino acids. Gene Ontology annotation, cellular component: mitochondrion.
AUGAAUUCAAUAAAAUUAUUAAACUUAAAGAUAAUUCAGAAUUUGAAUAGAUUUAAUAGUUCAUGCAAAAUUUUCAACUUCAGAAAUUCAGCAAUUCCACUAAAAUUUUUAUUCGACAAUAAUUAUAAGUUAUAUGUCCUAAAGGCACAUAGCAUAUUGACAAUUCAAAAGAGCAGAAUCAACACAAAUUCCUUAGAUAUUUCCCAAUUCAAUUUAAAAACUGAAACAUUAUUCUUUGAAAUUGAAAGUAAAUUGAACGAUCUUCUCGAUAGUGGUUUUCUUUCCGAUAUUGAUCUUCAUGAUGAAUUUAUGAAUAUUACUUUCAAUCUUAAUGGAGUGAAAAAUACUAUAGUUAUUUCAAAACAGCCAGCAACUAAACAAAUUUGGUACUCAUCACCUUUAAGAAAACCUGAUUACUUUGAAUUCAAUUCUGAUUGGAGAUCAAAUAGAACAAAUGAAACUCUCUUUGAAGCCUUGCAUGAUGAUUUAUUCAAGGCUACAGGAAUACAUGUUAAUUUUUAA